AAGCGCCUGGAUGAUUCUAACACUAAACAAAUAAAACAGCAGAAUGGUAAUACAAAGGUGCAUAAUAUAAUAUUGUAAGUCGACACAAUCCAGUCCAAACUAUAGGAAACCAUUGUAUCACCCGGAUGCCAGUUUUCUUACGUGAAUUCCACGCUACAGUUAGAAGAUCUUUUAUACUGUUCAGCACACUUCUCGAAGUGAGGUCUAUUGUUAACUGUGUAUGUCUAACAUCCAGUAGACGGCCAGAAAAUUCUACUAGAUGCCAGCAUCACAGAGCAUCUGUUGGUUAUGUGCUGGCUGGCUUAAACUGCAAGAGAACGAGUAUGGAUGGAAUGGAUAUGGAUAUGAAUAGGGAUAUGGAUAUGGAUAUGGAUAAGAAUAUGGAUAAGCAUAUGGAUAUGAAUAUGGAUAUGGAUAUGGAUAUGAAUAUGGAUAUGGAUAUGGCUAUGAAUAUGAAUAUGGAACAGAUGACAUUUACAAUUUCGUUCCCAAGUGUUAUCGUAAUUAGUGGAUGGUCAGUUACCACCUCUCUUGGUAAGUUUAGCCUGAUCGGUAAGUUCAGUUGAAUGAGCCUCUGUUUUACCUAACGUUUAUUUAUUUAUUUAUUUUACACAAAUAUAUAAUUUGAAUUUAUCCAUGGCAGUGUGUUACGUUAGGGCAAAGCCACAAGUUGGUCUGU
This is a messenger RNA of Anneissia japonica, 679 nucleotides long. RefSeq lists its product as uncharacterized. The coding region runs from base 126 to 566 and encodes 146 amino acids. The transcript has 3 exons. Lineage: Eukaryota; Metazoa; Echinodermata; Crinoidea; Comatulida; Comatulidae. The record is from RefSeq and is a predicted model, not a curated record.